Messenger RNA from Akanthomyces muscarius, 1896 nucleotides. RefSeq lists its product as uncharacterized. The transcript is spliced from 6 exons. Gene Ontology annotation, biological process: nuclear-transcribed mRNA catabolic process, nonsense-mediated decay; positive regulation of translation. Gene Ontology annotation, cellular component: nucleolus; cytoplasm. Lineage: Eukaryota; Fungi; Ascomycota; Sordariomycetes; Hypocreales; Cordycipitaceae. Bases 1 to 1896 code for a protein of 631 amino acids. Gene Ontology annotation, molecular function: mRNA binding. The record is from RefSeq and is a predicted model, not a curated record.
AUGCUCAACCAUCCAAGCGUGUACAAAAAGGGCAUCAAUAUUGCACUGACAAACGGGGCGGCUGCUAACGCCGCCAGCCAAGGAAACGAGCCUGGCAAAGGCAAAGGUGGCCGGGAAGGCGGCAGCUCGAGGCCUAAGAAGCGCCGUGGGCAAGGAGAUAAGAAGAUCGAUAAUUCAAAGGGGCGAGAAACUGAGGCACCCAGACCACCACGCCAGCGGCAACAGAAUGAUGGAGGAAAGCUCAUCCUCCGUCGACUCCCGCCAGGAAUGACUGAAGCUGAAUGUGUGGCCAUUCUAGGCGAGACAUGGGCCGUUGGCAGAGGCAAAGUCGAUUGGUUCUCCUUCAUUGCGGGCAAGAUCUCCACCGAUCCAUCCAAGCCAUCACGUCCUGCAAGAGCAUACAUCCAUCUCAUCAAGAAGGAUGACAUGCUAGCCUUGACACUCGUCGGGCCACCGUCUUUAGAGUUGUCGGCUUACAAAAAAGUGCCUAGCAAUAAGAAGCGCACCGACACCCGGCAAGGCACUAUAGAUCAAGACCCCGAAUUCAUGGCAUUUCUCGAGGGACUCGCGAAUCCGGCACCUCUCCGCGACGGUGCUGACAUGGACGAUGGGGAUGACGCUAAUAAGGGCGAAUCCAAAGUCACAACGACGCCGUUGGUUGAGUACUUGAAAGAGAAAAAGGCCAAUAAAUCGAAGGACUCGAGCUCUAGCAAGAAGCGCGGCGAAGGGAAAAACAAGGGCUCCAAGGAGGACGAGCCUUCUAAGAAGAAGGGUCGAGAAUCAAGGGCCGAAAAAGCAGACAAGGCAGAGAAGGGCUCGAAAACGACGGUCAAAAUCCUGACAAAGAAAGCUGCAACCGAACAAGCAGCAGAUGCCGCCAAGAAUGCCGCCAAAGCAAUCAACGCUGCCAUUGCCCAAGACGCGCCGAAGAGCAAGCGUGCCGGAAUCGCUACCGCUGCUCGCAUUCUGCAGCGGGACUUGGGUCUCAGUCCGGGAUCUGCGCAUCGCCGAGCGCGACAGGAUGCAGCCAAGGCUGAGGCGAAAUCCAAAGAGGAAACCCCGAUCGAACAGGCGCAGGAAGCUAGUCAAUCAGCAGAAACUGGUAACAGUCAAGAGGGUAAAGCCAAAACCAAUGGCACAGCGGGAAAACCCCAAAUCGGAAGACGAGGCCGCGAUGCCAGGAACGGAGAGAAACCCGCCUCAGCGACAGAAGCCUCAUCACAACCCACAGCCCCCAAGCCACCUGUAAUUCUCAAGAAGAGACCAGAAGGACAAGCCAUUACGCCGAGCAGCCCAGCUGCUGUCCCGUCAGCAUCAGCCAACCAACAGAUUGCGAACACAAAAGGGGUAGCGGAGAAGAAUCCUAAACUUGCCGCGACUAAUAGCAAGGCAGGUCAAUCUCAAAAGAAGCUGCAAUCAGUUACCGCGGAUGCUACGAAAGCAUUUGUGAAGCAUGCUGUUCACUCUCAAGGGGUUACUGAAGCGGCGCUGAGGCAAGCUCUGGAGCCGCUUGGAACCAUCAUCGCCAUAGAAAUGGACAAGCGCAAAGCAUUCGCCUAUGUUGAUUUUUCUGACCAUGCUGGACUUGUCAAAGCUGUGGCUGCCAGUCCUCUGGCCGUCGCACAGGGGUCGGUACAGAUUCUAGAACGCAAAGACAAGAAGCCGGCAACAGGAAACCCUGGCACAGGAGUGGGUACUACAGCUCCAUCUGCGGCGGCAGACAAGGAUAAGGCGAAAGACGGCGAAAAGGAGAAGGAGAAAGGAGAGACAAGACGCGGUCGUCGCGGUCGAGGUGGCAAGGGGAACAACGGAGGAGGAGCCUCGACUACACCAGCGUCUACUGCUUCUGGUGCCCAAGCCGCCUCCGGUGGCCCUGUACCAGCAUCUUCAGGAUGA